AUGCCUUCCUGUCCAGUGCCUUACUUUGCACUGCAGAUGGUAGCGGGUUUUACCAAGUCUCUGCUUUACCCCAUGUGGCUACUUGCCUAUCAAGCAAUGACUUAUCGGCUACUGCCGAUGCAGGACAAUACAAUCAAUCAGCCAGCAAUCAUGAGUGGAGCUAAUAAAGUCAAUACCUUAGUGGGUGCCACCACCCGUUACAUUGCUGGACGCAAUGCCACACAAACAUCCUACUGGCGUACCUCAACCGAUGGUUCCGGCCGUUUGGUAAAAUACAAUAAAACCUGUGAAUUUGAUCCUGCCCAGAAAAUGCCUUCCAAUCUGCGCAACAAACAAUAUUACGAUCAAAAAUUCCAAUGGACCAAACCUGAAGUUUAGCACCAGCC
This is a messenger RNA of Musca vetustissima, 386 nucleotides long. RefSeq lists its product as uncharacterized. Bases 1 to 378 code for a protein of 125 amino acids. Lineage: Eukaryota; Metazoa; Arthropoda; Insecta; Diptera; Muscidae. The record is from RefSeq and is a predicted model, not a curated record. The transcript is spliced from 2 exons.